GAGUGUGAUGAUUGUUAUAUUAGCAAGUAAUUAAAAUAAUUCAGUUGGGAAUGCAAUUUACGCGAGUGCCUUUUAAUAUCUUUACGAAUCAUUAAUUGUAAAUGAAAAUCAGGUAGAGGUAGGUUAAGCCCACACAUCUCUUUGAAAGGGAUGCUAUAUAAACGCCCAAGUGGUAAACACGUUAUCAAAAGUAAGCAGGAUACUAUCGGUGAGGACAGUGAAGAAACGGGAAUUUACAAUGGCUUCACAGAAGACGCUCCUUUUGCUCGUCGUUCUUGUCAGCGCUGCAUUUGCAGCACGUCAACGUCAGCUCGGUGCCUGGUACCCGGUUCCCAAUAAUGAUAAAACCGUUCUACGCAUAGCGAAAUUCGCCGCUGGACAGAUUUGCUCCAGUUACGUCGUAGAUGCUGUAGUACAAGCUGAAGAACAAGUUGUUGCUGGUACGAACUACCGCAUGGAUAUCCUAGUUUCCAAGACAUGGAAAUGCGAAGUAGAAGUGUUUGAGCAGAUCUGGACGAAAACGCAGAGGUUGACGUCGUUUGCAUGCAAAUCCGUGCUGUAAUUGGAUGACGUCGGAAUUUUUUCCUUGUAGUUCGUAUUACUAGAUAUCAAGUAUAUGCCUUUCCCUUUAUUUUUUUUCCAUUCACCGACAUGAUUCGUUAUAUAAAUGUUCAAUGUCCUAUUGUUUAUAUAUUUUUUGAUUGUUUAUAGCCAAACAAAAUAAUGUGGAUGUUAUAUUAAUUUGUUCACUGGUUUGUUUAUUUAAAUAUCUGAGGUCUUAAAUUUUACAUAAUUCGCUGAAUUGUUCUUUUACAUUACUAAUUUGUUACUGCAAUAAAAUGUUAAUGUCAUAGUCCUCAAUAAUUCAAGUGUUUUAUCUGAAGAAUUGUGAUCUGAUUAAUUUUUCAAUAAAUAUCCGCUUGAGUUUUUUAGUGUACGAUGUUUUGUAAGAUACAAACAUGUUUAAUGCCAGCAAUUAAAAAUAUAACUAAUCAUAUAUUUUUUUGAAAAAAAAAAUAUAUUAUUGUACAGAACAGAACAGAACUAUUUAAUCUAUAUGAACUAUAUUAUUGUAUUUGUAUGUUUACGUUUGUCAGUAAACAACUUAUGUUUCGUUCUUUUUCAUAAUUUAAUAAUUUAGGCAUCUGCAUCUUCUGAGUAGUAGCUAACCAGACUUUCACGAUUAACAUGUAUUCAGUGAUAACAUGUACAUUGUAUUGGGAAUAAUAAACUAUAUUUACCUCUAAGUUUA
Messenger RNA from Dreissena polymorpha, 1252 nucleotides. RefSeq lists its product as uncharacterized. Gene Ontology annotation, molecular function: cysteine-type endopeptidase inhibitor activity. The transcript is spliced from 4 exons. Bases 239 to 562 code for a protein of 107 amino acids. The record is from RefSeq and is a predicted model, not a curated record. Lineage: Eukaryota; Metazoa; Mollusca; Bivalvia; Myida; Dreissenidae.